CCUGCAAGUUGCAACAAAUCUGGCUCCAAGAUUGGGCCCCCAUUUCCAAGCUACAAGCCCGCCGCCGCCGCCGGCGACUAUGCCAUUGUCGACCCUGCCCUCAUCCUCCUCCUCCGCCGUCGCCCGUCUCCGGCGACCCGCAUACCACCUCGCUUAUGUUAAGGUCUCUCUCUUUGCUACUCCUCCACUCAUCGCUCCCCUCCAGGCCGACCCCAUCUAGGCUCCUCUCUUCCGCCGCCGCCGCCGCCGCCACCACAGCCACCUCCGUAUCCGCCUCCGGUGCUCUAAAUGGCCGCGCGCAUGGAACCGUCUCUGCCGUGCUGGAGAUCGUCGGCCCCAUCGAGCUCCUCUUCCCGGCCUCCGAGGCGCACCUCUACGUGCGCAUCGUGCGGCGCUGCGCGCGCGAUGCCCUCGCCGCGGGCGCCGCCGCCGCCCACGCGCACGUAGUUAAACGCGGAUUUGCGUCCGACGUUCUCGUAUCCAACGUCCUUCUGGAUGCGUAUGCCAAAGGAGGCUCCCUGACGGCCGGACGCCAACUGUUCGACGAAAUGGCACACAGGGACGUCGUGUCCUGGUGUACCAUCAUUGCCGCGCACGCCAACCGCGGGCUCGUCGUUGAGGCAAUUGAGAUAUUCAAGGAGCUCUUGUCCUCUGAUCAGGUGAAGCCAAACCGGUUUGUCAUCUCGUCAGUGCUGAAUGCAUGUGCCAGGUCUGGUGUCAUGGAGCUUGGGCUCAUGGUUCAUGGAUUGGUGGUCAAGUCUGGCUUGGGUGUCGAUAGGUUCGUGGAAGUUGGAUUUGUCGACAUGUACGCGAAAUGUGGCAAUGUGGGUGAUGCUUUUAGGCUGUUUAAUAAAAUUCCAGUGAAGAGCUCUGUUGCUUGGAAUGCAAUGAUUUCUGGUUUUGUUGAGAACAGUUGUUUCAUAGAGGCUGCUGAGCUUUUUCAAGAUAUGCAUAGAGUUGGCAUGGCAAUGGAUGUGGUGACGUUGAGGGUAGUAGCUGGUGUUGCGGCUGUUCUGGGAACAUUCAAUCUUUCUAGAAACAUUCAUGUUUACGCACUUAAAGUGGGCUUGGGAGUAGAUUGUUUUGUUGUGUGUGAACUGAUCAAGUCAGCUGGGAGGGUAGGUGAAACUCAGUACAUUGGAAAGCUUGUUGCUGCAGUUAGAAGGCCUGAUGUGUCUUUGUAUUCUUUGGCUAUCUCAAGCUAUCACUCAAAUGGUUGUCGGGAUGAAGCAGUGAAACUUGCAGAAGUUUUUCUUUCUUCAGGUCUCAAUUUGAGAGAAGGAGACAUGGUUACAGUGCUAAACAUAUGUCAAAUAGAAGAGGAGGUUCAACAAAUGCACGCUUUUACUUUGAAAACCGGAAGGUUUUGUUAUACUAAUGUAUGCAAUGCUCUGAUGUCGGUAUAUUCUGAACUUGGAUCACUUUUGUGUGCGGAAUCAAUCUUCAAAACUAUGCAAUCACCAGACAUUGUAUCAUGGGCUGGAGUCAUGGCAGGCUGUGUCAAGAACCUCCAAUAUGAAAGAGCAUGCAGUUACUUUAGGGAGUUAAGUGAUGCUGGAGCACCUCUAGAUCAGCAUUGUAUUGCUACUGUCAUAAAUGCCUGCACCAGUCUUCAGGACUUGGAUAAGGGAAUGCAGAUUCAUUCUUUAGCUCUUAAACUUGGGCUGCUACUUGCUGAUUUCGUCAGUGCAUCACUAGUAAACAUGUAUGCAAAAUGCCAUAGCAUUGAGGGUGCUGUUGAGUUAUUCUCCCAUGCGCUGUUCCCACGAAAUUUAGUUGUAACUAAUGCCAUGCUUUCUGGAUAUUCCAGGAAUUUCAUGCCAGAGAAAGCUCUGCUGCUCUUUUACAGGGAAUAUCAGUUUGGUCUGUGUCCUGACCAGUUCACUUUGUCAAUUGUUCUUGGUGCAUGUUCUGAUAUAGGAGCAAAGAAGGCUGGUGAGCAGAUCCAUGGCUACCUUGUAAAAUAUGGUUCUGGAUACUUGGAUGUCAUUAUUGGAAAUGCUAUCAUAGACUUUUAUGUCAAGUGCGGAUGCAUUGCUAGUGCUUGUAGAUUCUUUCAUAGCAUGAAGAGUUGGAACAUCAAUUCAUAUGCCAUGUUAAUGUUGGGUUAUAUUCAGAACAGAUGCAGUGAUGAAGCUCUUCAGCUUUUCUCUAAGAUGCAGCACAGUGGAUUGCGUGCAAAUCGUGUCACCUUUGCAAGAAUCUUACGGGGUUGUGCUGAUCUGUGUGCUAUUGAUUUGGGAAGACAACUGCAUGCUUCCAUCAUAAAGAUGGGUCUGCUUUCUGAGGUAUAUGUCACAAAUGCACUUGUAGGAAUGUACACAAAAUCUAAUGUUUGGACCGAAUCGAGAAGAAGUUCUCAAGAAACUUUGGCAGGAAAUGUUCCAGAACAAGAUACCACAGAUAAUUUUAGUUCAGAACAAAGGUAUGCAAGCAGCACUCUUGAAGAAGUUGGAUUGUUCACAUUGGAUGAAGAGAAUGACCAUGUAAGUUUGGCUGAUGCAUGGAAGAUCUACAUUGCUGCUGCUUCUCAAUUUAAUGGAAGUCCACUUCCCACUCAUAUGGUUGGCCAUGAACUUGGGAUCAAGACCAACAUAGGGAAUGGAAAAAAUGCCAAUUACAAUGGGAGUAAGCUUUGGCUAAAUUACAAGGAUGGCAACUAUCAGGGAAAUAGAUAUGGAUCAGUUAAGUUAUUUAACUUAUUUCAAGAGGGCAGCAAAAAAUCUGAUCAUCUAGUCCUGGUUGUUUCCAUUGAUAGUAUAAAUUCAAAGAUGAAGGAUGUAGGAUUUGUUAAUGUGGAACCAGUGAAAAGAUAUGGCAGUGUCCCUGCACUUGGUUUUCCUCCUUGACAAACUAUAGUGCAUGACCAGUACUAGAGAUUUCGCCUGCUAUUCUUUAUUCAGCAAAACUGAACUGCCAUGUUAACAUAUUGGCACGCAACGAAAACCAACUAUAAGCAUAGGCCAGAGUGCACGCAUCAGCAAACUUCUCAGAUCGACUCAAGUGUAUGAACUAUGAAGUUCACAUGCUGAAUGGCUCAAUUGCAUGUAAGAAUAGAUCAGAACAUUAGCCGGCUGGCAAAAACAGGAGACACGCUCCUCAAAUAUUUCCAAAUGAGGGGAAAGUAAGCUGGGGAAAAUCAGCUUUAGCUCUGAACGUUGAUUGAAAUGAGAACACGUGGAUCAGCGGAUGUAUUUUGGCGACAUGUGGGUUUGAUAAUCUAUGACCAACUGGCAUUGUGUCUUUCACGUAAUGCCUACCAGCUCCUGUGUACCUGCAUUAAACUUGCAUGAAAUGGAUACUACAGCAGAAGGAACAAAAUUGAAGAAUGGGGUGAAUUUUGAUGCAUCAUUCCUAGCUAUCAUCUGCAAAUUCAACAACUUCAACGGCCUGAAAGGAGAAUCUAAGGUACCCACAGCACCGCUCAGUGUCUGAAGCAAGAAACUUUGAGGUUUUUUGCCACUACAUCACCUAACUGCCAUGCACCUUGUUUUUGGUUGGUGCAUCAGGAUUAUACUGUAUUGUAGUACUGGCUUGAUUCUUUAAACUGUCUAUAGAGAGCAUUAGCUUUAGGUGUAGUGUUGCUUACACUGGUACUGUAUAGGCUGGAUUCAGCUGCUGGUGCUUGAAACUUUUUCGAGCAACAAUGUGAAGGUCUCCCGUGUGAUCAUUCACCAGUCCUACAAACCCAGAUGUUGCUGCUGCUAAGAGAAUGGCAACCUAAUCAAAAUCAAUACAAAGGAAGAAGCACCUUGAUCGAGCGUGAGAGGCUUUUGAAGGUUUGGCCCUACUUCAAACUGAAAUUGAAGCCGAACAUAGAUUAACAGAGAGGUUAGCAGAGAGUACCCUCGUGGGCUUGCAACUGUGCACUUUGAACCUCAGCUUCUCUGAGAGGCCCAAAUUUGGCGCGACUUUGAUUCGAGGGAAUUGUUUGCUCGAUUUGGUCAAUGCUCAAAUCAUGUUUGUAUUGGCACAUGGUAGGAAGAAACAAUGAAUACUGUUCCGUUUAUUUCAAGAGGGUGCCAGCUCUCUUUUUGUUUCCACA
Messenger RNA from Setaria italica (foxtail millet), 4045 nucleotides. Its product is annotated as pentatricopeptide repeat-containing protein At4g39530-like. Gene Ontology annotation, biological process: RNA modification. The record is from RefSeq and is a predicted model, not a curated record. Bases 156 to 2849 code for a protein of 897 amino acids. NCBI's taxonomy places the organism in Eukaryota, Viridiplantae, Streptophyta, Magnoliopsida, Poales, Poaceae. Gene Ontology annotation, molecular function: protein binding; RNA binding. The transcript is spliced from 6 exons.